This is a messenger RNA of Sardina pilchardus (European sardine), 2991 nucleotides long. RefSeq names its product nucleophosmin 1b (gene npm1b). Bases 19 to 906 code for a protein of 295 amino acids. Lineage: Eukaryota; Metazoa; Chordata; Actinopteri; Clupeiformes; Clupeidae. The transcript is spliced from 11 exons. Gene Ontology annotation, molecular function: chromatin binding; histone binding; RNA binding. Gene Ontology annotation, cellular component: centrosome; nucleoplasm; nucleolus. The record is from RefSeq and is a predicted model, not a curated record. Gene Ontology annotation, biological process: ribosomal small subunit export from nucleus; ribosomal small subunit biogenesis; positive regulation of transcription by RNA polymerase II.
AGCGAUAGUGGCGCAAAAAUGGCUGAAGAUAGUAUUCCCGACCUUAGCCGACCCCAGAUGUAUUUAUUUGGUUGUUCACUCAAGGCAGAUAAGAAAGAACACAAAGUCGAAGUGGAUGACGAUGAAGCUGAACACCAGCUGUCACUGAAAGCGGUGUGUCUGGGUGCAGAGGCAGAAGAUAAGUUUCACACCGUGGAGAUUGAAGGGAUGACGUAUGAAGGGAAGUCCACAAAGUUCCCCCUCGUGGUUCUCAAACCAUCUGUGUUACCGUCGGUGAGUUUGGGGGGGUUUGAGGUCACCCUUCCAGUGUGCUUCCGGCUGCAGUCAGGUAGCGGCCCAGUCUACAUCAGUGGCCAGCAUUUUGUCAGUGUAAAAGACUCGGAUGACGAAGAGGAGGAGAACAACACGUCGCCAGUGAAGAGGCCCUCCAAUAUGUUGUCAGGAAAAGCUCCUCCGAAGAAGAAACUGAAAGUUGAUUCUGAUGAAGACGAAGACAGUGAGGAUGACAGUGAGGAUGAGGAUGACGAAGAUGAUGAUGAUGAUGAUGAAGAAGAUGAGAAGCCAGUCAUCAAGGCGAGUUCAAUCAAAUCACCUAAGAAGAGUAAGGCACUACCAGAGAGGAGUCCUAAGAGCGCGCUCAAACAGAACGGGCCUGCAGGGAAAGCCCAGGCGUCUAAGGCAGGGGGAGGAGGCAAAGACAAGACGGGGCCCAGCACAUCCUCUAAGGGCCUCAGUGUGGCCCACGUCAAGAGCAAGCUGACCACUGCCGUCAAAGAGGGCAAAUCCCUCCCAAAGACGGAGCCGAAGUUUGAGAAUUACGCCAAAUCUUGCUUCAGGAUCACAGAUAAGCAAGUGGUGAAAGACCUCUGGAAGUUCUUACAGACGCUGAAACCGGAUAAAAAAUAAUUAUCCGCUGUGCCGCCGUUGCCCUGUCAUUUACUGUAACUGUCCCACCCCGUGCGAUUCUAUGUCCCUCAACGCUCUGCCAAGACCUGGACAGAGGUGUGUGUCCUUACUCAGCAAUGUGUGAUAGGCACACACACCACACCACCACUUCUGACUCUCUCUAGUCUCUCAUACCGUCCACUGCGUGAGUUAUUGACAGUGCAAAGGAAUCAGUGGACGUUGAGUAGCCACAUAAUCUGGAUUAUUGCUGUUACAUGGACACUUUCAAGACAGUCGCUUAGGAUCCCAACCCUUAUCUCUGAGUCUGACUCUGCCCCCUAAAGUGCUGUGUAAGGAAUUACUAAUGAUGCAAAGUCUUGUUGCUACAGUACUGAAACUGUAAUAGUGGGGAAAAAACUGCUCUUAAAAAGAAACGCAAGUUAAUGUAGUGUAACGGGAUUAAGAUUACGUGAAUUUCUUUAUUUUGUUUCUGCUAUUGGAUUUGAUUAACCUAAAUAGUGUAUAGGCUAAUGUUAUAGCUUUCAAGUGUAUUUUUGUAUGUGCUGCUUUGGCAGCAAACUCAUUAGGGCAGACGAUGGCUUACUGUAGCUGGCAUUACUCCUUGCGCUUACCACCGAGUAGGAAAAAGACUUGACACCCUCAGUGGAAAUGAGGGCUCUGUGAAGAAGCAUGUGAUGGCUGAUUUGAUUCUUUGACAGUGGUAAGAGGGUACCAGGUCUAUUUCUGUUUGAUACAAUCUUCCAGUCUGUCGGACUGAUAUUGCAUAGUCACUGUGCAGUGUUCCCUGUGAGUGUGUUUGUAGUCAACAGGUUCUCCGUCCUCUGAAUAGACACAGAUAUUAUUGUCUAGUAAUAGACAGCUAAUUAGGUAGAGCCUUUGUAGUUCCAAAAACAAAUCCAGAAUGUUCCUUUAACAUUACGCUUCAGUUUCAAGUUUAUGUCUCGGGAACUAGCAUAUGUGUCAUAUCAAUAGCUGCAGUAUUGCAGUACUCCACCCAAUCCCCCCCUCCCCCCCCCCCCUUCACACUCUACACACCUGUGAAAAACUUUGGCAAUGGCAGCUUUGGCAGGGCCAUCCCUCUGCUCCUAAAGGUUCCAUCUCCCAGUGAAGAUUCCGUCUCUCUUUGAGCCAAGGGUUCCGUCUGGCCCCUGCCGAUUCCGUCUGACUUCACUUCCAGGCCAUUCCCAAUCCCAUUCCGAUUCCCAUCCCCUCAGGCUCCCCCCAGCAGCUCCGAGAUGCUCAACCCUGAGCAGCUGGAGCCCUUUAAUGCGUGGACCAGAGAUGGCACGUGGCCAUGGAGCGUUGACAUGGGGAAAGACCCCGCUCAUAAUUCACAUCCAGCGCAAAAAGGGCUCCGCUGAAACCAAGCACAGGGUGCAGAGUUGAAAAGAAAACAAAAAACAGCUUUUCAUCUGGUUUGGCCAUGUACAACAGUUUGGCUUUAUUGUGAAAGCUUGUGUUAAUUCUGGGCUUUUGGAAGGUUUUUUUUUGUAACAUUUGCUUGGAAUAUGUCAUUCUCUGUUGCUUCAGUUUUUUUGCUUUAACAAUGCUGGACGAUUUUGUCAAGUUAUUAAAAUUUGUUAUAGAUUUGUGCUCUAUCAGUGCUUGUAACGGACACAAUCGAUUCACAGAAAAUCUGAGUUUUGAAAUUUGUCAUGGCAAAGGGACAGUGAAAUGAUAUAUGCUUGUCUUUAUGUUGUUGCUUUUUUGUCAUUUGUUUUGACUUCUUAAAACUCUGUUAAAAAUCAGUUAACAUGAAAUGAGUUCAGCUCAGAUUUGGUCAGAUGUUGUUGAUGUUUGAUGCCCAACAGUAGGUUUAUAGAAUAGAAUAUGAUCAUGCCAGGGUAGACUUUUCCUCCUGCAAUGGUUAAAUGUGACUUAGAUGUACCUGCUGAAGUUGAAGCCCCUCCAGCCCUGCUGGAAAUAUCUAAGCAAUCACAGUGUCCAUUCUCUCUGGCCAUCCUAAAGGGGGAGGAUUGGGUAUGAUUGGGUGUCUUGUUAAUGCUUGGCUUGUUCCGCAAACAUUUUUUUUUCUAAAAAUGUUUUUUAAUUUCAGCAUACAUAAAUAAAAUGUAAUGAUUCUGA